UUGUUUCUAUACCAUUUUUUUCAGAUUUUUGAGGGUGUUGACUUCCUGCAUAGCAAUAAUAUUGUUCAUCGUGAUUUGAAACCACAAAACAUCCUCAUCAAUCGAGACCAAACCGUCAAGAUAGCUGAUUUUGGAUUGUCUAGGACAUACACAACACAGAGCUGCUUCACUACAGUUGUUGUCACGUUGUGGUACAGAAGCCCAGAAUUGCUUUUGCAAUGUAGUUACAACACUGCUGUUGACAUUUGGGCUAUUGGUUGCAUUGUGAGCGAAUUGUACCAAAGAAUACCGCUAUUUCCUGGACAGACGGAAGCACAGCAGCUCAGCAUUAUCUUUCAGAAAAUGGGAACGCCUAGAGCGUCACUCUGGCCCCAUGAUGCAAUAGUUGCACGGUCAAAUUACCCAUCAUACCCACCUCAGCCUCUGGAAAAGCUGAAUCCGCGCCUGCCUUCGGAUGCUAUACCUGUAAUUAGUGGAUGUUUAACAUUUUCGACCGAGCAACGUCUUACGGCACGCGAAGCGCUUCGUAUGCCAUAUUUUAGCAAAGAAGUCGAGGCUUCGAAACGUAGAAGUAACUGA
Molecule: messenger RNA, 579 nt
Organism: Cylicostephanus goldi
Lineage: Eukaryota; Metazoa; Nematoda; Chromadorea; Rhabditida; Strongylidae
Source: the annotation of a GenBank genome assembly